GCAACAAAAGAGGUAGGAAAUCCCUGCGUGGGACAUCGCACACGCACACACGCACACGCACUCUGAGCGAGGGAGUGAAACACACCACGCAAAGCCGCCAGACAUCCAUCGAAAGCAGAAGGGGCAAUAAACAUCGAGUCACAGAAGCGGUUCAUACUUACUUAAAAAGAAUAUAUAUGUAUAUAUAUUCAGCACAAGUUUGACGUCCAACUCUGUUUGAGCGGCAUGCGGUGCCGUCGGCGAAUAGUAUCUCCUUCUCCUUUUUCUUUCUCCAUUCAACGAGUUGAUUUGUGCUGUCUUGUUUAUUUCUCUCCUUCUUUGUUAUUUUAAAUAUAUAUAUAUUAGUGUUGUUUGCUUUCUACCCGCCCACCGCUGAUCACGUUUGGCGGCCGUCAUCUUCCAUUGUUGGUGUGCUACGCUUGGGUUUCAGAUCACCGCUGUCGCGAUUGUCGCUGCGUCGCAAAAGGGCUCCUAACCCUUUUAAUUGUUGUCGUGAUUGUAUUUAUUAUCUUCUUUUUUAGUCCUCUGCGAUUUCACAGCUGUUGAGGUCGUCGCCUGAAUCGCGCUCGCCGAGUUCCACUCCGCGUGUUGUGGUGUUGUUGUUGGUGGUGGUGGUGGCGUGCGUAACUUACUUGAUUUCCUUUUCUUUUUGACUAUUAUUUGAUGAUCUGUGUUUUCUCUUCCUUCGUCUGAACAGCGCCAAUAGAAUUCUCUCCUACGUUAGUGUUUCAUUACUAUUUUUAUUAUUAUUUCUUUCAGUAGACGACGCACAGCACUUCUGGUGCGGCAACGCAUCCCAAAAUACUCAUUUAAAGAGCUUUACCCCAACGAGUUUAUUGUCCUUCCACGCGAGGCACGCAACUCCACACAUAUCCCGUUCAAUCUUCCAGCUUGACAGUCGCCAUGCAGCUGUCGGGCUCUUUUGCAGAGGAGAGCGCAGAGGACGACAAGAGCAACAGCGUGCGCCAAUGCCGCCUCCUCGCUACUGCGGCCGCGACAUCCACCGCAGCGACGGCGCACGCCGUACGCGUAGCAGCAGCGGAGCGUCCGUUCCGCGCCACGCGCACUUCUCUCCUCUCCCCCGACACGCUGCUCUCCCCCUCGACCGACUCGCACGUCAGCGCCACACGACGUGAAAGUCCAGUUGCACUAGAAAGCCUUGCGGCGAGUCGGCACACAGACGUGCGGCUCAGCACCACAACCAUCACCUCACCGAGAACCACGACAGCCACCACGCUCACCUCCGCCACCUUCACGGCCACCACACCGUGCAGCGUGCUCUCCACCUCUGGCAGAGGGAAGAGCGGGUCGGCGGCGCAGUACCGCGUGUAUCAACCCUCUUCGCUGUUCGGCGUCAACCCAACACCCGCCGCCUCCGCCUCGCUCUCCUCCUCGCAGUUGUUGAUGGAUGCGGCGGCGGGCAAGCGACCCAUCUCACUCGUCACAAGUGAGUACAACACCGCCUCCUCUUUCACCCUGCACAACGAAGGCGUGCCGGGUGAGGCGUCAGCGAAGACGUCGCCCACGCUGCGCCGCCGAUCCUUCGACGCCAUUGGCGAACCGGAAAGUGCGAGCGGCUCCACACGGCGGGUGGUGGGUCCGUUCGGCGGGUCGAGCACCGUCACACCUCGCACCCCGGCCGAGAAGAACAGCUGCGCCGUCGUUCGCAGCAGCGGUGUUGAUCACAGAGCGGGAGGCGGCGGGGCGCCCGCACAACAAUCCACAGCGCCGGUGGCGGUGCGCAUUGCCGCCGACAUUAACGCUUUUCCUGCCAUCGCCUCCUCUCCAUUGGGCGACGAGACGUGCGAGGAGGCGGAAGUGGCGCUGUCAACGGAGCCCGCGGCGGACAAGACCAAGAGGCAGCCGCCCAACUCCCGUGCUGGUUUAGCGCAGCGUCUCCCGGCGAAAGGACCGCGUGACGGCAGUCAGCUGAGCGCAGGCGAGGAAGGGGCACCUCGACCCCUCGCCGACCGCCGUCACAGCCCGCCGAAGCAGCGGGAAACGGCGUUGCAAAGAGCGCAGAACGAAACGGUAAGUGUGCCCUCAGCCGAGUCGUUGGUGGUCGCCGUGCCUGCAAAUGUGCUGGCGGUGAUGAACAAUUCCACGGCAACCAAGGCGGAGCUGCUGGCGGCUCUGCGGACGGCGUGUCUGCAGUGUGAGGCACUGCAGAAUCGCCUAACGGGGUUUGAAGGGCCACAGGCGGCAGACGAUGCGACGGCACCCAGGGAAGCCGCUGCCACGCCGGUUUCAUCCUCCCCUCCUCCUCACGACAACCGCGGCGUAGAGCACCACCGCCGAAGCAGUCGUGGCGGCAGCCACAACUGCAGAAGUAAUAGUAGUGGUGAAAACGUCGAUACUGCGACGGAGGGGCGUGGCGACGACGCAGAACGCCCGCGAACGCCGGACCGCAGCGAGCUCGUGCGUCGCCUUGAAGAAACUCAACUCGCCAGCUCUGCCUCAAAGCAAGGACGGGUGUCCCCGAUAGACAGCGCUCGCGAGGCCGAAGUCGCAGCAGCUGCUGAUGCGGCGGCGGCGGCGGUUGAGGGGCCACCGAGCAGUGGUAACCUCCAAAGCAAAAGUGCCUUCACCGCCUACGCCGCCCCGCCAGCACGUGAGCGAAGAAGUGCUUCCACGACAGCAGCGCCAGCUCUGCCCUUAUCCGUUUCAGCGCUGUCACGCAGCUCCGCACGACCCGGCGAGACAGCGAGCACCAACGCCUCGCCGGCCGCCGUCAGCGCGGACGUCUCGGCGGUGCUGCGCAGUCGCAUCGCGGAAGAGAUACGACGCGUGGAGGCGACCCGCAAAGGGCAGCAGCAGCAGCAGCACAGCAGCGCUGCACCAGGAGCUUUACUCCAACGUCGAGUGGAGAAGGACAGGAAGGGAAGGGAAGACAAAGGCAAGGAUGAUGCAGCGCCGGCAGUAGCGCCACCACCGCCGUCUCUCACUCGACGGCACAGCGCCAUCGGCCAUCACAGGGAAAAGUGCAGCAACACCAACGUCGUAGUGAAGGUGCUCGGCGAGCCGGCAGCGGUGGAGCGAAAGGUGCGCGAGGCCGUCGUGAAAACGCGUGCCGUAGAGCUGAAGCCGUCGCCGACUUCCCCACCGUCGCCGGCGCACGAACAACACCUGCCCAGCCGCACACCCGUCACGGAGAGCGGAGCAAGGAGGGAGAGUGCACACCACGCCAGCAACAGCAGCGCUCGCGACGAUGACGCAAGAAGAGAAGACGAAUCGAACGUCGAUGACGCGCACCGGCAGCAGCAACAACAUCACGACCACACCGGGCUGCACCGGCGCACAUCGCUGGUGUCCGACACCGCCAGUGAAAGGAGCCACAACGGCCCUGCGCUGCUCUCCACCCCCGCAGCCGCCGGUCGCCUCCCAAUGCCGCAGCCGCCGCACUCGACGCCGAGCGAGUCGGUCGCGGCCCUGGCGAUGGCGGGGUCGUCCGUCUCGCCCCGCCAGGCAUACCACCGACGACUGCCCGGGACGUCGCUCGCCUCUGUCGAGUCCACCUCGAACGAGCACGACGGCAGCGUCUCGUCCGUCGGCCACGGCGCAGCGGUGAUCGAGUGCGCCACAAGUCCGAUUCGACUCACCCCCCUCGUCUCCUCCCGCGCCCUCACCGCCUCCACGACACUGCCGCCGCUGCGGGGGGAGGACAUGCUGCUCGGCGCACAGAGCGCACGGCCGAGCAACGCGGCAGACAAGGACGGGACGCUCGUCAGCGGCGGCCCACGCGGACGGUGCGACGCCUCCCCCGCAGAGGCAGUGGCACCGCAAUUGAGCUGGUUGACGCGUAGUGCCAGUCCGGCCUCCCCGCUGAACGGCGUCCUCCCGAGCGUGCACUCUCUAUCGUCGCCGUCGCAGAAGUCCAUCGUAUCACGCAGCCCGUUAUGCAGCUCGAGUCACGGCGGCGGCGGGCGCGGCACCCCCUCCGCCACGGUCGACCCGUCGGGCAACCGCACGGGCAAACCGUAUCCCUCGCGUGCACCGGGCUCGACAACGCGCUCUGGGUCAGCGAACCGCAGCGUGGAUGGUCGGGUGCUCUCCCCACUGCCGCAGACGCAGGAGACGACGACGACGUCGCGGGCUGGACUUGGGAGCGUCCCGUGCGCCUCCGGUCACGCGAGUGUGCCCACGGCGGCCACUUCCAUUUUGGAGUUGGUGCGGCUGGUGGCGGACGAGGACGCGCCGGUGCCGCCACCAUGCGACGACAAGAGGGCGGAGCUGCGGGAGUGGCGACGGCAGGCAGCGAAGCUGGGACUGCGUGGUGCCCCGCCGGCGUGCUGA
Molecule: messenger RNA, 4293 nt
Organism: Leptomonas pyrrhocoris
Lineage: Eukaryota; Euglenozoa; Kinetoplastea; Trypanosomatida; Trypanosomatidae
Exons: 1
Coding region: 904-4293 (1129 amino acids)
Source: RefSeq, a predicted model, not a curated record